CAAGGAAGCGCUGUUUUCAGCAGGCAGCCAUGCUGAGAGCGAUGCAGAGCGAGAGAGGCAGCGCUUGCAGUGACGCUGUUCUCAAUAACCAAGCAGCGGUGAGCAGUAGCACUGGCCUUCUGAGCAUGCCUGAGAUUUUGUGAGCGUGUGUGUGUGUGUGUGAGCGAGUUAAGAGCUCUGUAGCUGUGAGCAAGGAGGGCUGUUUUGUCAUGUCCUCUGCGCAAGCUGGAUCAGUGCAGCUCUGACACAAGCUGCCCUCAGAGGAAUUCCCGCCUCUCUGCCUUAUGCACCACUACCAUGCGUACGUGUGUGAGGGGGAGCGGGAGAUGAAGAGAACACACUAGCCACUGUGGAUCUGUGAAGGACAUAGUCAGUUCAGUCCAACCGGAAGACCGUAACUGCCUUCAUGCCGGAAUAACUUCAGCUGGGAAUUUCCUGUUUGGGUUUUUUAAUUUUUUUAUUUAUUUUUUGUUGUUUGUUUUUGUUUGUUUGUUUUGGGGGGAGGGGGGCUUGUGGCUCUCUGCGCAUGUUGUGUGUGAGCACCAGUCGCGGAAGGGCGGGGGGUUGAGGACGCGUCUCCGGGAGCACCUAUGAGGUCUGAGCGGAUGAGCCGCGUGUGCAUCGUCGUCCUGGAGGAGGUGGAGGACGACGAGCCCUCCCCUCCGCAUUCCAAAAUCGCUCAGGACCGCGUUUCCCAGCAUUCCCCUCCCCACGCCGACACUCGGGACGAGAAGCCCUCGUUGCUGAAAGCGAUCUUUAACGCGGACCCCGACGAGGUUCGCUCGCUCAUAUUCAAGAAAGAAGAUGUCAACGUGCAGGACAACGAGAAGAGGACUCCACUGCAUGCCGCAGCUUAUCUGGGCGAUGCUGAGAUCAUCGAGCUCCUCGUCCUGUCAGGGGCGAGAGUAAAUGCCAAAGAUAAUAAGUGGCUGACCCCUCUCCACCGCGCCGUCGCGUCCGGCAGUGAGGAAGCGGUGCAGAUGCUGCUGAGGCACUCGGCCGACGUGAACGCGCGUGACAAGAACUGGCAGACGCCGCUGCAUGUGGCCGCCGCCAACAAGGCAGUGCGGUGCGCCGAGGCGCUGGCGCCCCUGCUCAGCAACGUCAACGUGUCAGACCGCGCUGGGCGCACCGCCCUCCACCACGCCGCCUUCAGCGGACACGUUGAGAUGGUGAAAUUCCUGCUGUCCAGAGGGGCCAACAUCAACGCCUUUGAUAAGAAAGACAGGAGGGCCAUCCACUGGGCCGCUUAUAUGGGUCAUAUGGAGGUAGUGCGCUUGCUUGUGUCUCACGGUGCGGAGGUGACGUGUAAGGAUAAGAAGGCCUACACACCGCUGCACGCUGCAGCCUCCAGUGGCAUGAUCAGUGUGGUGAAGUACCUGCUGGAUCUGGGCGUGGAUAUCAACGAGCCGAACGCGUAUGGCAACACGGCACUUCACGUGGCGUGCUACAACGGCCAGGACGUGGUGGUGAACGAGCUGAUCGAGUCCGGUGCCAACGUCAACCAGGUGAACGAGAAGGGCUUCGCCCCGCUGCACUUUACCGCCGCCUCCCGCCAGGGGGCGCUGUGCCUGGAACUGCUGGUGGGCAACGGAGCAGACGUCAACAUCAAGAGUAAGGAUGGGAAGACCCCACUCCACAUGGCUGCCAUCCACGGCAGGUUCUCCAGAUCUCAGGCCGUUAUUAAGAGCGGGGCCAAGAUCGACAGCGAAGACAAGAACGGGAACUCGCCGCUGCACAUCGCCGCGCGCUAUGGCCACGAGCUCCUCGUCAAUACCCUCCUCGCCAGUGGCGCCGACGCUGCCAAGCGGGGCAUCCAUGGCAUGUUCCCGCUUCACCUGGCCGCGCUCAGCGGCUUCUCUGACUGCUGCCGGAAGCUUCUGUCAUCGGGUUUCGACAUCGACGCGGCCGACGACUUCGGCAGGACGUGCUUGCACGCGGCGGCGGCAGGGGGAAAUCUGGACUGUUUAAAUCUGCUACUCAACACUGGAGCGGACUUCCACAGGAAGGAUAGGUUUGGGAGGACGCCUCUGCAUUACGCUGCAGCUAACUGUAAUGACGAGUGCCUGUUUGCACUGGUGGGCUCGGGGGCCGGUGUGAACGACAUGGAUAAGAGAGGCUGCACCCCUCUGCACUACGCUGCCGCCUCCGACACGGACGCCAAGUGUUUGGAGUAUUUGUUGCGUAACGACAGUAACCCAGGGAUACGGGACAAACAGGGCUAUAACUCCGUGCACUAUGCCUCGGCCUAUGGACACCGCCUCUGCCUUGAACUGAUCGCCAGAGAAACGCCGCUGGAUGUGCUGAUGGAGACAUCUGGGACAGACAUCAUGAGUGACACAGAGAACCAGGCCACCGUCAGCCCCUUGCACUUAGCAGCGUACCACGGCCACCACCGUGCCCUGGAGGUGCUGGUCCAGUCCCUGCUGGACCUGGACGUGCGGACAGCGCAGGGCCACACGCCGCUGGACUUGGCCGGCCUGAACGGCCACGUGGAGUGUGUGGACGUGCUGAUCAACCACGGCGCCUCCGUCCUGCUCAAAGACUACACCCACAAACGAACCUCCAUCCACGCUGCAGCUAUGAACGGACACGCAGAAUGUCUCCGCAUGCUCAUCGGCAACGCUGACCCUCAGGCCGCCGCCGACGUCUGGGACGGACACGGACAGACUCCUCUGAUGCUGGCGAUGCUGAAAGGCCACACAGACUGCGUGUACUUCCUCCUGGGGAAAGGGGCCAGCGUGGAGGCCAGGGACAAGCGUGGCAGGACGGCGCUGCACCGUGGGGCGGUCACAGGGCAUGACGCGUGCGUGGAGGCGCUGCUGCAGCACGGGGCCAGCCCGGCUGUGCGGGACAACAGGGGGCGCACUCCCAUGCACCUGGCGGCGGCCUGCGGCCACGUCGGCGUGCUGGGGGCCCUGCUGCAGGCGACCCGCACCAUGGACACCACACCCGUCGUCAUGGACAACCGCGGCUACACGCCGCUGCACUGGGCCUGCUACAACGGUCACGAUACGUGUGUCGAGGCACUGCUGGAGCAGGAGGUGUUCCACAAGAUGGAGGGCAACUCCUUCAGUCCGCUGCACUGUGCCGUAAUCAGCGAUAACGAGGGUGCGGCGGAGCUGUUGAUCGACACUCUGGGGCCUGCCAUCGUGAACGCUACCGACUCCAAGUCCAGGACCCCCCUACACGCCGCUGCCUACACGGACCACGUGGAGUGCCUGCAGCUGCUGCUGGCCCACAAUGCCCAGGCCAACGCCAUAGACGCGCUGGGCAAGACGCCGCUCAUGAUGGCCGCUGAAAACGGUCAGACCAACGCCGUGGAAGUGCUGGUGAGCAGAGCGAAGGCCGACCUCACGCUCCAGGAUGCGAACAAGAACACAGCCUUGCAUUUAGCGUGUGGCAAGGGCCACGAGACCAGCGCCCUGUUGAUCUUGGAGAAGGUGACCGACCGGAACCUCAUCAACGCCACGAACGCCGCUCUGCAGACGCCGCUGCAUGUCGCCGCCCGCAACGGCCUCACGGUAGUAGUGCAGGAGCUGCUGGGGAAAGGAGCCAGCGUCCUCGCCGUGGACGAGAACGGCUACACCCCCGCCCUGGCCUGCGCCCCCAACAAGGACGUGGCCGACUGCCUGGCGCUCAUCCUGGCCACCAUGAUGCCCGUGUCUCCCGCCGGCCCAGGGCUCACCUUCAGCGCCAUCAACCACUACUGCAGCCCGUCGAAAGCCGUGACCUUCGACCCCUUGCCUGCACUGCGCUCUGAGCACGCCUCCUAUCGCGGCUUCAACAGCCUGGGCCGCGAGGAUGGCCUCGUCGCUCCCGAAGACGAGCUCAACGACUCUGACUCGGAGACUUACUGAGCGCUCGAACCAGCUGCCACUAUAAAGGUGCCGUGCUCCCAGCCGAGCCAAGCAACCCAUACUUCCCUUCUCUGCCAUGUUCUAGAGCUACCGAGUGCCUGGAGACUGUUAGAGCAGCUAGCGCAGCAGCACUAAAACGCACAUUUAAAACAAUGGAUUCUGAGUGGAACGAUCCUUUAAGCUGUAUCGCCCCCUGCUGGCGUCAUGGUGUCCACCUCUUUUGUCAGUGACCACCCCCAGUUCUUCCCCCCCCCCCUCUCCGGCCUGUGGGGCCAACGUCUCAGGAACCUUCAGACUGGGGCAGAGAGGGACAUGGCUGAGCCACUACACUACAGCCUGUGGUUUCUCGCUUCCGGUAGUCGUCAGUUUUUAAUCUCCUCUUUGGAGGCAUCGUUCUUUCAUCUUGCAUCUUUUAAUCCAGACCCCUUCUGUGGUCCUCCACUUUUGGAACAGGAGGACCAUAGCCUCACUGGCAGACUGAAACAAAAACGUUACUCUUCUGGAUCUGCAGUUACCAGAGACCUCUGGCAAUAGAAGGAGGAAGUAUGAAUGUUCAGAACUGAAGGCCAAGGAACCCAGCCAAAAGGGACCAAGUUGUUCACUCAGCCCUUUUAAAAGCAUGAUUUAAUUGAGGGUUUUGGGUUUUUUGUUUUUUUUGUAGGUGUAAGCUAUGGUUAACUUAUUGCAAUCAAGAUCAACCAAGACUGGGGCCACGAAUCACUAGCCAAAAUCCUGUUAAGGGCGAGUUUGCGGUUUGCAUGCAGUCUCCAUUGCUGCAAAAGUGGAUGACUUAAUGUAGUGCAAUUUUCCUGAGGUGACGUUUGGUUAAAAAGGCCUUGUUACACAUUUCUUACCUAUGAGUCUUAGACCAGCUAUCAAGGUUCCAACAGGGUCUAUACAUGUUCAGCUAUGGUCUUUGGUGAAUCACAGCGUUUGUUAUACUGCAACUUUAAACAGGAAAGGUGUGUGUGUGUGUGUGUGUGUGUGUGUGUGUGUGUGUGUGUGUGUGUGUGAGACUGAGUAUAAAAUAAUUUGCCUUUUUAUAUGAGUGCAAGCAGACGGGGAGGGGGGGGCUCUGACCUGGCUACUUGGCGUAUUGUUCAGAUGAUUACUAAUAAAUCAUUAGUUAAACCUUUAA
Electrophorus electricus (electric eel) is the source of this 4998-nucleotide messenger RNA. RefSeq names its product ankyrin repeat domain 28a (gene ankrd28a). Lineage: Eukaryota; Metazoa; Chordata; Actinopteri; Gymnotiformes; Gymnotidae. The record is from RefSeq and is a predicted model, not a curated record. Gene Ontology annotation, cellular component: transmembrane transporter complex. Gene Ontology annotation, molecular function: transmembrane transporter activity; protein binding. Gene Ontology annotation, biological process: monoatomic ion transmembrane transport.